AUGCGAAUAAAUGUGCAUUUAAAACACAGAAAAGGAACCACCAAAGCCCGAGUACUGAUCGACUCGGGAGCAGAAGGACUCCUUAUCGACAAACAAUUCUGCCUAAAUAACAACAUACCAACGCAGAAAAUCGACAAACCUAUCCCUGUGUUUAACUUAGAUGGAACAGCCAAUGACGGAGGAAAAAUCACCGACAAAGCUUGCGUACUUAUGAGGAUAACAAACGAGGAAGGCGACUAUCACAACGAACAAUGCGAACUACUGGCCGCUAAUCUAGGAGGCGAAAACGUGAUCCUGGGAACAGACUGGCUGCAUGAACACAACCCACAAAUUAACUGGGUAAAAAACAGUCUUACGUUUUCAAAUUGCGCCACCACGUGUCUAGUCAGCCGACCCAAGUUUACCAUACAAGCAUUAAUGCCUAUUCGGCAAAGGAAAAACAGAACGAUCGGGUAUUCCAGGAUAGAAGACAACCCGGAAGAAGACGAAAUCGAAGAUACCUUCUUUUCCGAAUUCUAUGAGGAAUGGUACUAUCAAAACCCACUAGAGAUACAUCCCCUUGAAGCAAUUCACAUCGGUUCCAUCGGAAACAAAUCGCAACAACUGGCAGAAAAGGCGAAUAAGGCAAAGACGGAACGACCUAUUGAGGAAAUUGUUCCGGCAUAUGUUCUCAAACGAUUCGCCAAAAUCUUCAGCCAAGAAGCUUCACAGCGACUCCCAGAACACUCACAAUGGGAUCAUAAAAUCGAUAUGAAACCAGGAUGGGAACCGACGGGAUGUAAACUAUACCCGUAA
This is a messenger RNA of Heterobasidion irregulare TC 32-1, 795 nucleotides long. RefSeq lists its product as uncharacterized. NCBI's taxonomy places the organism in Eukaryota, Fungi, Basidiomycota, Agaricomycetes, Russulales, Bondarzewiaceae. Bases 1 to 795 code for a protein of 264 amino acids. The record is from RefSeq and is a predicted model, not a curated record. The transcript has a single exon.